AUGUGCUUGGUCAAGCGACGGCAUACUGACCCUCUGUUGGCAUCUUCUUCCUUGCUUGCGCUCACUCCAGGCACCGACCUGGAGGACCGCUCGAUUGUGGACACUGUCAUCGCAACCGCUCGAGACCCGCAUCGCAUUCUGAUCUUCAACGCAGCUUCACACGCCCUUAACAAUGCCUUCUUCAUCAAUGGUCUCGUGAGUCCCGCGACUUCAGGUGCAUAUGAAGAGGUCCUUUUGCCCGCUUGCUGACGGUCGGACCUGGUGAUGGUGGAUCUUGCAGAGGCCCAAACCGUUGGAAGGCUUGAGCAUAAACGAGUGGGCCGACAUUCCGCCGUUCAAGCCGAAGGGUCAGCUACUUGACGCGAUCACCAAAGAGUACGACUCUCUGCCCGCCUUUAAAGAUGCAUUCAGCGCCACUGCAGAUGGCAUGUCAGGCUCAGGCUACGUGUGGCUGGUCAGAGACGCGUACCGGAACCUGGGCAUCGUACCUACCUACGGAGCUGGUACUGUGAUGGUGCAAAAUAGGAUCCAACGGGGAGCGCACAUCGAGGGAAGUACUCCCCCAUCAGUUCCUCAAGGUGAAGAACAACCUGCUGGACCUUCCAGCAACCUCGACUCUCGCAUGGGUGCUAGCGCUGUGGAUUCUGGAGCGUCCGGCAGCAGCAGCAGUACCAACAGCGCAAUCAGCAAUCCUCGCCUUGGAGCGUACGGGACCAAGUCUUCUUGGUAUGCAGCAGGAGGCACAACGAGGGUGCAGAGGACAGGAGAAGAGCUCUAUCCGCUCUUCUGCAUCUCUAUUCAUGAACACACUUGGCUGCCUGACUACGGCAUGGAGGGAAAGGACGAAUACCUGGCCAGAUUUUGGGAGGUGCUGGAUUGGGAGAGGGUGGGGCAGCUCUACGAUGCGUACAAUAGGCAGGACGAUGACAAGCUGUAG
Ceraceosorus bombacis is the source of this 937-nucleotide messenger RNA. The record is from the annotation of a GenBank genome assembly. NCBI's taxonomy places the organism in Eukaryota, Fungi, Basidiomycota, Exobasidiomycetes, Ceraceosorales, Ceraceosoraceae.